AACAAUAAAAGAUUUUUUUUAAAGAUUGAUUUAUUAACUUAUCCAACAGAUCUGACUUGAAAGGUUCUUUCUGUGCACCUGCAUUCUGUACAACUGCAUUUCAUCGUGAAGAGAUCAUUAGUGAAGAUCAGAUCCAGGGAAUGAGUGGAGGGUGAUCAAUGAGACGGAGAGGACGAGGAGUCUCAAGCAUAUUAGCUGCUACUUAAACAUAAUCUGGGGGAAGACUCCUCCCUGCCAUUGCACCGAGAAGCCAUUGCCGGCACCUCUUUGCCCAUUUCACGAGUACUAAUGGUGGGAUAAGACCAAUUCAAAGAGAGUGGAUUGUAACGGGAAUCAUCUAUCCAUCAAUUUGAUUACAUACAGCUUUGCAAGCAAGUUUCGGUGAUUGCAUUAAAGUAAUCACUACUGCUGUCCAUCUUGUGCUUGGAUUUUUUAAAUUGCAAUUCCUAAUGACCUGGACUGGAUUUCCUGAUGGAUAAACUUUAGAUCAACAGUCUCAAUUUCAUCCGUAGCCAUUCACACAGCCCAUGGCUGCAUAACAGACUAUUCUGAAAAACUAUUUUCUUUUAUUAACUGCAAUACAACAGAAUGCAGAAGCAGGUGGAGAUCAGAAUGCAUGAGAAUCAUUUAGACCCUCCUCCAGCAAGUGAGAAAUCUACGUGUGGAGGCAUCUGUGACAAAUUCAUAAAGAACUUGCUACUAACACUCACAAUUCUUGGAGUGAUUACAGGCUCAGUAGCUGGUAUUUUACUGCGGUACGCAUCUCCACUCCCCGCUGAUAUCAUUAUGAUCAUUGCCUUUCCUGGUGAUAUUCUUAUGAGGAUGUUGAAAAUGGUGAUUUUACCUCUAAUCAUCUCAAGUUUGAUCACAGGAUUAGCAGGGUUGGAUGCAAAGUCCAGUGGUCGUCUGGGAACAAGAGCCAUGGUGUACUACAUGUCUACCACUAUCAUCGCAGCCGUGUUGGGGGUGAUCUUGGUUCUGCUCAUCCACCCUGGAAACCCCAAACUAAAGGCAAACCUGGGAGAAGGGAAAAAGAACGACGAGGUGUCCAGUUUAGAUGCCUUCUUCGAUCUCAUCAGAAAUCUGUUUCCAGAGAAUCUCGUUCAGGCUUGCUUUCAGCAGAUCCAGACUGUUACUAAUAAGGUAGACAUUACUCCUCCACAUCCAACUCGGUUUGGACGAAAUGUCACCAAGGGUGCAGCAAAAUAUGUGAUCAAGAAAUCUUUACAAUUCAAGGGCGGCAUGAAUGUAUUGGGUCUCAUUGGGUUCUUUGUGGCAUUUGGGAUUUGCAUGGGAAAGAUGGGAGAAAGAGCCAAGCUGAUGCUCGACUUCUUCAACGUCCUCAAUGAAAUCGUUAUGAGGCUUGUCGGCAUGAUCAUGUGGUAUUCCCCCGUUGGUAUUGCAUGUCUUAUCUGUGGAAAGAUUAUUUCCAUUAAUGAUCUGGAAGUGGUUGCCAAGCAGCUGGGAAUGUACAUGGUCACUGUCAUCAUUGGACUUAUCAUUCACGGUGGCAUUUUCCUACCAUUAAUAUAUUUUGUAAUUGUUCGGAAAAACCCGUUUUCGUUCUUUAUUGGAAUUUUCCAGGCCUGGGUCACUGCUUUAGGAACCGCGUCUAGUGCUGGGACAUUACCUGUAACUUUUCGCUGUCUGGAGGAAAAUCUAGGCAUUGACAAGAGGGUAACUCGAUUUGUACUACCUGUUGGAGCAACAAUCAACAUGGACGGUACCGCGCUUUACGAGGCCGUGGCGGCCAUCUUUAUUGCUCAGAUGAAUGGAAUAGAGCUUGAUCCUGGACAGAUUGUUACCGUCAGUCUUACAGCUACCCUCGCGAGUGUAGGAGCAGCCAGUAUUCCCAGUGCUGGCCUCGUGACUAUGCUACUAAUCCUGACUGCUGUGGGAUUACCAACUGAAGACAUCAGUUUGCUAGUGGCAGUUGACUGGUUACUGGAUCGGUUUCGAACAUCAGUCAAUGUUGUCGGUGAUUCAUACGGGGCUGGGAUUGUGUACCACCUCUCCAAAGAUGAGCUCGACAUGUUCGAUGCCCAGCAGAUAAGGGCAGAUGACUUUGAGAUGGCCAAGACGCAAUCCUUUUUUGAGAAUAACACUAACCAUGGUGUAUAUGCAUCACACAACUCCUAUCAGCAGGUCCCAGUAGAUGACUGCAAGGUAACCUUGACCUCAAAUGGCUCCCCUGUCGAGUUCUCACUUGUUGAGGAGGAACCAUGGAUACGCGAGUAACACAGCACACAGAUCCAGCUCCGCCUUAUCCUGACUCCCACAAGCUUAUCCUUUUGGGUGAAAACCAAAUGCAAAUAUUAUACUUAUAUACAAAUUAUGAGCAGUCAGACGUUACCACAAAACUUUCAAACGCACAAGCACUGACUUUUGUAUUAAAAUCUCACAAAGGGAAUGUAGAUAGGAGCAGUUCUAUUGAUGGUUUAGCUGGAGUGGAUUGACAAUAAAAAUUAUAUGCAGGUAGGAGGGGUCUUGGCAUAAAAGCACAUUAUUAUUGGGUCUUGGGUUCGAUGAUCAGUCAGAAAAGCUUCUGCCUUAAGGCCUCUCUAAAACAUGAAAGAUCAAAAUGGCUUAUUGCAUUCAGCCUGAGACCCCAGAUAGACUUUACUUACUUGACUCUAUACUAUAGAAUCACCGCUUGUGGAAGACGGAGAGAAGUGCAGGUUGUUUGCUCAAGACACUUGGUGACACAAGAUUAACCCUUUGAUGGCAUCACUCCAGAUCAGCCACUUAUAAGAGCUUACCAAAGUACUUAGAGGUUCUGAAAUAGUGGUUUCACUUCAAAUGCUGCCAUUUAUUUUUAAACGCUGUUGGACGUAAAUUCAACGUAAGCACUAACACAGCGUGAUCAGGUAUGGAGUGUAUGACAUUGACGCUGUUGUUUAUCUACAGGGACAUUUGGUUUAUAUAGAACCUCUUGAGGCUAUACAUUUCUAUGGAAAUCUAUAAAAUACAACAAAGCAGGUUUGCAUUUAUAUAUUUAUAGGUGUACAUGCAUAUGUCAGAGCACAUCUAAUCAUUUUGUUCGUGUUUGAAAGAAGGGACUUUGCAUGCUUUUACUGUACGUUUGUGUAGGUACUGUAUGUGUUCAGUGUGCGUUAUAAUUUAUUUAUGUAUUAAGUUACAAUCUUGCCUUGAGGACACACUGCAGAACUAUGCAGAUGGAAAACUACAUGACAUUCUUGUAUGACUAUAUUAACAUUCAAAGCUAUCAAAUUUCUCCUGCAUAUUCCUGCAGAUAUUCCACUAAGUCCCUGAUUUAUUUGGUAGAUUACCUGAUCAACAUUCCACUUUUUGCAUCAGUAUCUUUUUAUUGAAGUGCCUCCUUGCACUUGUGUAAAUAAAUACAUUUAUGGUAUAUUGUCAUAUUUAAGAUAUAUUUUUCAUGCAAACUAAACAAUAGUAUAGAUUUUCUAUAGAUAGAAUUCAAUUUAGUAUAUUGUUAUUUUACUAAUUUAAAUUUAAGUAGCUAUACAAUAUUUAAAAUAUAUAAUGUAUAUUAUAUGUGUUGUUAAAAUGUAUUUUUAAAUGUUUUGCUGGGAUAAUGACAUUAUGUAACUGCUACUGCUCUGUAUAUAGGGCAAAAGGUACACACAGUAUAGAUCUAUAAUAAAGCCACGGUACAACAACUUGAUACAGUUACUGACUUAUAGUUAUAAGCUAUAUUUAGAUUAAUUAUCCACUGUAAUAUUUGAAUUUGUGCAACACUUCUUGAGACAUUGUACAUCUUGAAAUUGUGUUCACUUUUUAAAUGGGUCUUUUUUCCAUUUUCUAUAAAACACUAAAUGU
Messenger RNA from Paramisgurnus dabryanus, 3804 nucleotides. RefSeq names its product solute carrier family 1 member 2a (gene slc1a2a). Lineage: Eukaryota; Metazoa; Chordata; Actinopteri; Cypriniformes; Cobitidae. Gene Ontology annotation, molecular function: neutral L-amino acid transmembrane transporter activity; L-glutamate transmembrane transporter activity; glutamate:sodium symporter activity. Gene Ontology annotation, biological process: L-glutamate import across plasma membrane; L-aspartate transmembrane transport. Gene Ontology annotation, cellular component: plasma membrane. The record is from RefSeq and is a predicted model, not a curated record.